UAUAGAUUCUAGAUUGAUCUAGCAGUAGAAGUCUAAUUAUUAAUUAGCAAUUAAAAACUUGAAUCAACAAGAUCCAGACCUAUUGUCUAUUGAGUCAAUAAGAAUGGAUCGCCAGUUUGGACCCACUAAGCUACUUGAAGCAGCCAGUACUGGCCACGUUGCUGAAGUUUUGCAGCUGUUGACUGAUCCGUCAGUGCACAUUGAUGUCAGUGAUAUUCUCAAUAAAACAGCUCUCUGGUUUGCUGUUGAAAGUGGGAAUCCCACAGCGGCAAAAACUCUUUUAGAGGCUGGGGCUAACAUUAACAAAACACAUCGCUCUAAGCAAACAGUUUUAAUGCUAGCAGUCAUGAAAAAUAACCUGGAGCUUGUGAAACUUUUAACAGAUUCUGGAGCCGAUCUUGAUUUGACUGAUUCAUUUGGCAUGACAGCAACGAUGAUCGCAACACAGAAAAACCAUCUUGAGUGUUUAAGACAUUUGUUAAGUUGUGGUGGUCAGUUAAACAUGAAAGACAUUCGUGGGAAAUCAGCUUUAAUGAUCGCAGUUGAAGAAGGACAUCACGAUUGUUUAGAACUUUUAAUAGAAGCAAAGGCAGAGUUGGCUUUUACAGAUUUUAACAACCACACGCCCAUGGUGACAGCCAUUCUCAAGGACCAUCACUCUUGUUUACAAACUUUAAUCAAAGCAGGAGUUGACCCUAACAUGGUGGAUAGACACAACCAAACAGCCAUCAUAGCCGCUGUGGACGGCCACUGUGAAUGUUUACAGACAUUAAUUAAAGCUGGUGCCAAUGUAAAUCGGACGGACCGUAAAAACCGGUCGGCUCUUAUGCUGGCUGCAGGAUACGGAAACGUUGAUUGUGUUGCGUGUCUUAUACAAGCCGGAGCUGAUGUGAAUUUUCAGGGGGAUUGUGAAAGGUCCGCGCUGAUGUGGGCGACAAUAAAUAACCACGUGAGUUGUGUUGAGCAUUUGUUAAACCACGGAGCGGCCCGGUGUUUACAAGACGACGAUGGUAAAACAGCUGCAAUGAUGGCUGCGGAGAAAAACCAUCCUGAUUGCUUGUCCCCACUGAUUGCUGGGUUAGGGGAGGAAGAAUUGAAUACAUGCUGCUCCCUAGGACAAACUGCUGUGAUGUAUGCUGUGAAAGGGUGUCAUGUCAAAUGUCUACAGUGUUUAAUCCAGUCUGGCGCGUCUGUAAACAAGGCAUCCAAAUCAAAAGAGACGGCUCUAAUUCUUGCAGUAAAAAAUGCGUGCAAUUAUUUCUCCCAGCAUAGGAAGUUGAAUUUUGCAUUUGGUAGUUCAGACGUUACAGAAUGUGUUCAGUAUCUCAUUGAUGCUGGGGCCAGGCUAGACUCGUACAGCUUGGGGAAAACACCACUCAUGUACGCGUCAAUGUUCCAGCAUUGUAUUCCCAUCUUGGAGCUUUUGGUGAAAGGUGGAGCUAAUGUUGAACUGUGUGAUUUUAAUGGUAAGACACCAUUGGCAUUAGCCGUCAGUGAAAGUUUAGUGGAAAAUGUGAGAUUUCUUCUUAAUGCCGGAUCAAGUGUGAACAAAACAGACUUAAUCGGCAAGACACCGCUGAUUUAUGCCAUCGAACAUGGGUGGAACAAUAAUUCUUCCGAGUGUAUUCAGUGUCUUUUAGAUUAUGGGGCGGAUGUCCAUGUUCAGGACAAACAAGGGAAGACAACUCUGAUGUACUGUGUUAAAAAUUCUUCAGAUACUGUGAUCUUAAAGCUGUUGGUUGAGAGAGGUGUUGGUGUCAAUGUUGUUGAUACAGAGGGCGCUUCAGCGCUGACCUAUGCUAUUGGAUCUGACUCCUUAGCAUUAGACCACGCGGAAGUUUUAAUCAGCGCAGGUGCUGACCCUAAAGUCGGAACAUUUAAAGGCAAAACUGUUGUCCCUCUAGCUCUUUACCACAGAAACGUUCAGCUGUUAGAACUGCUGAUAUCGCAAGGUGCUGAACUAAACAUGGAGUGGGACGAAUUCAGAUUUCUCAUUGUCUCUGAUGAGAAAGAAAUCCUGCAGCUAAUGAUCUCUAAUGGAAUUAUGCCACCUAUGGCAGAAAGUUGCAUGCCUUUUAGUGGUGGGUCCUCUGCAAUUGGUGCAUCUUUUUCAGCCUGUCGUCUCGAAUAUGCAAAAUACUUAAUCUGCGUGGGAUAUUUAUACAGAUUUGAUUUGUUUGGUAAGUACUAUAUCCACACGACAACAGGCUCAAUGUUUUAUCAAGAAGACAGAGAUAAACUACUCAGGGAUAGGGCUAGUUUGUUGGUAGAAAUUUAUUCCCAGCCGUGGCCUCUGGUUAAGUUGUGUUUCGUUUCCGUCUCCACCUUGCUGGGCACUGGACCCAAACGCCUGGAGCGCAUCAAAGAAUCUCAGCUACCUGGCAGACUUCAGAGACUCCUGUUAUUCCAAGAGCCCAUCACUAAGCUGUGCAUUCAUCAGUGGCAGUCCAUAUCGUUAUGUUUUGACCCUAUGGUGUACGAGACCCUCCCCUGUCCCCGCCCGUUGUUGUAUUACUGGCCGUAUGGAAGGAAGCUGGUGGAGAAUGACUGCGAUAUCUGUACAAACACAUGCUAUAGAUUUUUAUAGCCAGUAUCUCUAUUAGGGUAAGAAUUUUUUAAAAACUUUGUUUGAUUGUUAACUUAAACUUUUUUCUCAGAAAUAUUGAUAAAAAAUAAUAUUUUUCAUGUUUGAGAUUGGUUAAAUUUAUUUAUGGCUUUGUUGUACCCACUCCAAGGUUAUUGACCUGCAGCAUCAGUGCCAAUAUUAACUGGUUUUGAAAAAUGAGAACAAAUGUGUGUAUAAAAAUAAAAUAAUAUUGUGAUGAGGAUUCAGCUGUUUGACA
Messenger RNA from Physella acuta, 2843 nucleotides. RefSeq names its product ankyrin repeat domain-containing protein 50-like. Gene Ontology annotation, molecular function: protein binding. The record is from RefSeq and is a predicted model, not a curated record. NCBI's taxonomy places the organism in Eukaryota, Metazoa, Mollusca, Gastropoda, Physidae.